Molecule: messenger RNA, 1746 nt
Organism: Mytilus trossulus (common blue mussel)
Lineage: Eukaryota; Metazoa; Mollusca; Bivalvia; Mytilida; Mytilidae
Exons: 5
Coding region: 1-1746 (581 amino acids)
Source: RefSeq, a predicted model, not a curated record
AUGAUUGUUGGAAAGAAUGGCGCCGGGAAGUCAAGCUUAUUAAGAAGAUUGUUAAAAGAAGAUACCAAGAAUGUAGAGAGCACAGAUGGUAUUGAUAUUGUUGUUCGCCGAUGCAAGAUCAACACAGAAACUGGUGAAUGGAUAAUCGACAAAAAUGGUGUUUCUGAUACUAAACAAGAGCGCAUUCAGAGAGUUAUAGACCAAACGUUAGAAAAUAAUUCAAAGGACACUGUAAGGGUUUCAAAAUCACCAACCCCCAAAUCAGGACCUGAUGAAGUUCAAACUAGAAAUGAGAUUGAAACAAUAAUCAGUGGAAUAAUUGAUCAUUCGGAACCAGAACCAAAACCAAAACCAGAACCAGAACCAGUUACAGCAACGGAAAAUAUAAAAAACAGGAAAACAGUCCUUGGACGACAAUUAGCCGAAGUUUUUGGAAAGCUUAACAAAUUCAAACACUUACAAAACAUAUAUUAUUUAUCCAAUAGAACGGACAAGGACGACGAAUUUGAAAAAUUACGAAAAGAAAUAUCAGAAACCGCAACGAAAAUGAACACAUGGGGAGAAUGUGUGCCGUUGAAAUGGAUUCUUUUAGAGCAUUUGAUUGAAGUUAAUAUGGAAAAAAAAAAGAAUUACAUUGAAUUUUCUGACAUGCGUGAGAUGGCUGCACAUUCUGAAAUUGGAAUAGAAGACUCGAAAGAAGUGUUAAGGUUUCUUUGUUUUCAGCAUGAGGUAGGAAACAUUAUAUAUUUUGAAGACAUACCAGAUUUGAUUAUUCUCAAUCCACAAUGGCUGGUAGAUGCCUUUCGAUGUUUAGUGUCGGAUAAAAUUGAUCCUACAGCGGGUUGGACAGAUUUUCUACAAAACGGUCUUCUAACUAAAAGUUUGAUAACCAAGCUUUUCGAAUCAAAAAGCGGAGACAAUUUUGUAGGAAAAACAAAAGAACUGCUUGAUAUAAUGUUAAAGUUUGAUAUAUUGGUCAAAACUAAUGAAAAAGAUAAAUAUGUAAUGCCAAGCAUGAUGCCGACUAAAUCAUUUGAAGAAGUAUACGAAACCAUUGGUGGUGACCAUCCAAAUUGUACAAGAACUUCUUGGUUUUGUCUCCAAUUUGAAUUUCUUCCACCAGCCUUCUUCAAUCAUUUUUCUGCUGGGUAUAUGAAAAAGUAUAAACCUACAAAAGUUAAUGAAGGAAAGUCGAUGGCAUUAUACCGAGGAAUUUGUGUUUUUGACGUUGAUAUCAUGGAUAAGUCUGAAUCUGAAAAGCUUUUGUUAACAAUGUCUGCAAAUAGAAUAGCUGUGCAGCUUUUAUCGUUUUCCGAAAAACAGAAGAACAUCGGAAACAUGUGUUGUACUAUUCGCAAAGAACUGAUUAGUAAAAUCAAAGACAUAGAAAAGAGGUAUAAGUUGAAAGUAUCUUAUAAAGAACAUUUUAAAUGCAGCACAGGCAAUUAUUAUGGAGAUACAAGGCCCUAUGAUUAUUUGAAAAGUGUAACCGUCUAUCACUGUGACGAGCAUAAAGGUGAACAUAAAUCGGAAGAGCUGUAUUUGCCAUGGAUGCCGGAUGAAGUUGAUGAUGAAAAGAAACUCAACGAUCAAAUUCAAAUAAGCAACAAGCAAGUGAAAGUGACUCCUGAAAUAGAUGUUGAAAAUGUCAGUGAUGACAGUUAUGUUGAACAACAGAAAAUAUUUAGAGAAGUAAUAGUAAAAGAAAGUCCCAGAAAAACUUUGAAUGUACAAAAUAACUUGUAA